AUGGCCGGUGCUAAGCCCCUCCCACAGACUACACAAGCCGCUUCGACGAAUCCCGCCGCCGAGCGCAUCCGCGAGAAUCAGCGCCGCUCUCGCGCCCGCCGCAAGGAAUUUGUCGAAGGCAUGCAGCGUCGCCUCGAUGAGUACGAGAAGCAGGGCGUCGAGGCCACCCUGCAGAUGCAGCAGGCCGCUCGCACCGUCGCGAUUGAGAACUCGCGCCUGCGCCUGCUGCUCGCCCGCCGUGGCGUCACCAACGCCGAGGUCGACAAGUUCCUCGCCAUGUUCGAGACGGGCAUUGCCCGCGACGACGAGGUUCUGCAUGGCUUUCCUCCGCCUCCCGGUCCGGCCUACGCUACGCCCGCGACAAAGCCUGCACCUCACACCACGACGAGCAGCACAUAUCCACACCAUAGUCAGUACCACAGCGACAGCGGAAUCGACCGUUUAGCUGUCCUAGCAGACGCCAGUAUCAGCGACCACUGCUGCGGCAGCAGCGGCUCGACUUCGGCCACAACACCCAGCGAGUCGACGGUGGCUGCGCAGAGUCCGCCCAGCACAGGACCGAGCACCAUGCCCGGCACGCCCAUCUCGGGACUGCACGGCCAGUACGGCAGCCAUCACCACCACCACGUUACGCCUCAAACACAACCGCAAUCUGCCUCACCUCUUGUCAUGUCCUGCAACACGGCUGCGCAAAUCAUUGCCGAGAUGCAAGGCGGCGCGCCCGUCAACAAGCACGCUGUCAAGGCCAGCCUGGGGUGCGAGGACGCGGAAUGUGAAUGCUUUGUCAAGAACACGUUGCUUUUUCAAAUAAUGGAAAAGAAUACAUCAUAG
Messenger RNA from Beauveria bassiana ARSEF 2860, 831 nucleotides. RefSeq lists its product as uncharacterized. The coding region runs from base 1 to 831 and encodes 276 amino acids. The record is from RefSeq and is a predicted model, not a curated record. The transcript has 2 exons. Lineage: Eukaryota; Fungi; Ascomycota; Sordariomycetes; Hypocreales; Cordycipitaceae.